AUGUCGAAAAGCUCCGAGGCAGACCCAGAGGAAGGUGAAAUCAUUGACGAUGAUUUCGAUGAAAUAUCAGAUAACUCUAUAAUUUUAAAUGAAACGGGUAAGUCUUUAUUUCCUAAAGAACGUUUACCAGUUAUUUCUUUGAGCAGUGUCAGUGGCGACGAGGAAGAAGAUAGGAAGAUCAAGAGAUUCAAAAAAUUCCAUGGGCACCAUCAUCACCACCACCACCAUCGUGGGCAUCACAAUCACCAUAUUAAAAUCAAGAAAAAAAUUAAAGACAAAUGGUUCAGCAAGUACCACAAGAAGAAGAAAUGGAAGAGAUUGAUGGAGAGUAGCUCAAGUAGUAGUUACAGUGAGUCCUCUCUUGACAUUGAGUUGGAUAGGAAACUUCAAAAUCAACUCAAGGCCGCAAUUCGGGUACAAGCUGAGGAGGAUUGUACAAAAAACAGCUUGAAAUCCAGGCUAAGAGCCAUGACAAGGCCAGUUGAUAUUUUAGAAAUGAAAAUUGAUAGCCCUAAGUCUGAUAAUAAUGAAAAACCAAUUGAAGAUAAGCAAAAUAUUGAUGAAAUUGAUGAUGAACUAAUACAAUUAAGAUUGGAAGCCGAACAUAGAAAAAAGAGAAAAGUUAAAGAAAUGGAGGAAAAAGAAGGGAAAACUGAUAAUUUAGAAACUAAUAAAGAAAAUACAGGCAAUGAAAAUAUGCAAACUAAAAAAAUUUGUCUAGAUGAACCUGAUGUAAACACUACUCCCCCAGAUGAAGAUGAGGAUGUACUUAGAGCUCUACUAUUAGCAUCAAUGUCAAAAAAGAUGACAAAAGACAUUGUGGUACAAAAAGUAGAAUUACCCAAAAAUAUUGACCCUAAACCGAAUCAAAACAUAGCUAAGCCUAAUGUUUUUGUAAAAAAAUCUGUGCCAUUAAGACAACAUAUCCCAUCAAAAAUAAAACCAAUAAUAAUAAAUAUAAACACAGACACUGAGAGUGAAGAUGAAGGAAAUAAAACUGUAAUUAAUCCAAAUAUAAAAGACACUGUUCUUCCAAUAAAUCAAAUAAACAGUGAAAUUGAGAACACUGUAGAACGAUUUUUGAAGGAACAAAGAGCCAAGGUGGAAGCACAGUUGGUGGCUAAUCCAGUCAUACCAGUAACACCUAAAUCAAAACUAAUAAAACCUCAAAAACCAAAUGAUUCUGUGAUAUUAGAAAAGUCUGCCGUUAAAUUACUACCGAAAGUGAAACAAAUAGAGUACCAGAAAUUGUUGCAGAGAUUGAAAAAUGCACAGAAAAAACCUAGAAUAAGAAGGGCUUCUUUUAAGGGUAUCGAAGAGGGUAAUUCUGUGAGAAAAAUAGUUAGGAAUAAAAUACACAGUCCUGGAAAAUCUUGUGGAGUUGUCAAGAAUGAAAAAGUACCUGAUAUCAAGCAGGAUGCUAGGAUGUUACACAAUGCCCUCAAGCAGAUGCAGAAGCAGAAAAAUGGAAGAUUGCAGAUUGAAGAAAAAUAUGUAGUUCUAACACCGAUCAUCCGGAAGAUAAAUGAAGCCUCUACAGAAAGGAAGAAGUACGACCAAGACGUAAAGAGAUUGCUGGAGGAACUGACCGAGGCUAAGGCGAAGUUGCACGAAACCCACCAGAAUUUCUCAGUGUGCGUUAAGGAAUUGUUAACGAAAAAGGAAGAAAUUGAUAAAAGUACACCUCAACCAGCUCCAAAGAAAAAUGGCCUAACUAAAAUACCUCAUACGUCAACCCCAAAUAAAAUCAAACUCCCUGUUGAAACAUUUGAAAUUAGUACUAUACCAAAUACUCCGAACUCAACGCUUCCCACUACUUCCACUCCAAUUAAUAUUGCUGUGCCUAAAUCACCCAUUACUUUUAAUCCUCCUAAAUCGCCCAAUAAAGAUUGUGAAAAAAUUUCGGAAGAAGGAUGCGGCGAUGAUGUCGAAAAACAUGAGAUACUGAAAAUAAGCGAACUAGACGUUAUUUGUAAUGGAAAUAAUACGGAAAAUAGUGAUUUAGACGAUAUCAAUCCAGGAGAUCCGAAUGACAUCCUCAGAAUAUACGAGAAGGAGCAAAUUGUUCCUAAAUAUGUAUCGCCAUUGGAUUCUAUCAAAAGGGAUGCUGGGUAUGAUCCUUUUGAAAUAAUGUGUCCGUAUGACAUAGACGGCAAUUGUCGCGAUGAAGAGUGUAGU
Messenger RNA from Psylliodes chrysocephalus, 2178 nucleotides. The record is from the annotation of a GenBank genome assembly. NCBI's taxonomy places the organism in Eukaryota, Metazoa, Arthropoda, Insecta, Coleoptera, Chrysomelidae.